AUGACGAAUUGCGUUGCUUUACUGUCUGGAGGGAAAGACAGCGUAUACACCGCAGUUUGCUUACAGAAGAAAGGCGUCAAAAUCGAGUGUUUGCUCCAUCUGGAACCAACAUUGGUGGACGAAAAAGAUAAUAAUAGUUAUAUGUUCCAGACUGCUUUACAUGAAGCAAUACCUUAUUUGUCGGAAGCUAUGGGCAUUCCUCUUAUUAACUAUCAAUUCCAAUCGAAUAGUAGUAUUUGUAUCGAGAAGGAUUACACAGUCACAGAGAAUGACGAAAUAGAAAAAUUGUACGAAGCUGUUAAAAAGGUGUUGGUAUGUUACCCAAAGAUUAACUCAAUAUGUUGUGGAGCAAUCGCAUCUGAAUACCAAGCCAAUCGACUUGCUAAUGUAGCAGAGAGGUGUGGCAUCACAGUCUUAACUCCUUUGUGGCAAAAAGAUCAGCGUGAAGUUUUAGAUGAAAUAAUAGAAAGUGGAUUAGACGCGCGACUUGUCAAAGUAUGUUCUAUGGGAUUAAACCAAAAAGAUAUUGGAAAGUCAUUGAGUGAAAUGAAAGAAAAGUUAAUUCGACUGAACAAACAAUGUGGAGCCAGUGUUGUUGGUGAGGGAGGGGAGUUCGAAACUUUUGUGUUUGAUGGACCUACUUUUGUGAAAAGAAUUGAAUUUGAGUAUGACGUCAUCACAGAAAGAGAAGACGAUUAUGCACCCGUGUGUUACAUGCGUAUUAAGUCGUUAAAGUGUGUUGCUAAGUGA
Molecule: messenger RNA, 750 nt
Organism: Entamoeba invadens IP1
Lineage: Eukaryota; Evosea; Mastigamoebida; Endamoebidae
Product: ATP-binding domain containing protein, putative
Exons: 2
Coding region: 1-750 (249 amino acids)
Biological process (GO): protein histidyl modification to diphthamide
Molecular function (GO): diphthine-ammonia ligase activity
Source: RefSeq, a predicted model, not a curated record